Messenger RNA from Theobroma umbraticum, 1205 nucleotides. Its product is annotated as RNA-binding (RRM/RBD/RNP motifs) family protein. Gene Ontology annotation, molecular function: RNA binding. The record is from RefSeq and is a predicted model, not a curated record. NCBI's taxonomy places the organism in Eukaryota, Viridiplantae, Streptophyta, Magnoliopsida, Malvales, Malvaceae.
GUAAAUUCCAAAUAAGAAAAAUGUGAGAGGAAAAAAUGGGAAAUUAAAAAUUGAGCUUCCGUCCACUCUCCUCCUCUCGAAACCCCUCGAACUCUCAUCUCCGCCGCGGCGGCCGGAGAUAACGCCGCCAAGCUAUCUCUAGUCCUAGGUGCCUAUCAAUCUCUCCUAGGAGGCCUCUACAACAAGAAUCCAAUGGCGCGCCCGCCAUACGAGUACGGUCCCUUUUACCUUCAACCUGACCAAGACCGCAACUUGAUCAACACGCUCUUCGUUUCGGGGCUCCCGGACGACGUCAAGGCGCGUGAGAUACACAACCUCUUUCGGCGACGCGCCGGCUUCGACUCUUGCCAGCUUAAGUACACUGGCCGAGGCAACCAGGUUGUUGCAUUUGCAACUUUUCUCAAUCAUCAGUCUGCAAUUGCAGCAAUGCAUGCAUUAAAUGGUGUAAAGUUUGAUCCUCAAGCAGGAUCUGUUCUGCAUAUUGAACUAGCUAGAUCAAAUUCCAGGAGAAAAAGGAAACCAGAUAGUGGUCCUUAUGUUGUUAUUGAUAAAAGAACCAAGGCAUCAGCCAAUACUCAAGAAACAUCAAGUGAUGAUGGAGGCAGUGACACUGAAGAACCAUCUGGGACUGACAAUGCUAAUUCUUCAAGCAAGGGUGAUUUGAGAACUGUAAAGAGUGAGACAAUAGUGGAUCCAGAAAAUGCUGUAGCAGCAGUAAAUGAGCAGUUGGAAAGGAAUGUUGAUGAAGGUGCUCAACCAUGCUCUACUUUGUUUAUAGCAAAUCUAGGUCCAAAUUGCACUGAAGAUGAACUGAAGCAAGUUCUAUCUCGGUAUCCUGGAUUCAAUAUGCUCAAGAUUCGGGCUAAAGGUGGAAUGCCAGUUGCUUUUGCUGAUUUUGAGCAAAUAGAACAAGCCACAACAGUGAUUGUGGAUCUUCAGAGCAGCCUGUUACCCUCAUCAGACAGAGGCGGCAUGCACAUAGAAUACGCAAGGUCCAAGAUGAGGAAGCCCUAGGAAGAAGGGAAUGAGCUGGCAAUUUUCAAGAUUGUCCUGCUGGCCAUUAUUCCAGUUGUAUUGUAAAAAGGCAUUGCCUCAUGUCCGUUUCUAAAGGAUGAGUUCAAUUUUCCAACUUUGUAAAGGUGACAGGACUUCUUAUUUAUGGCUAACUUAUUAAUAUUAUUACCUCUUUUAUUUUGCUUUUCUCA